ACAAACAUUAAAAUAUAUGAUUUGUUGCUCAUGUCAGGGUCCUUGGCUCAGAUUCUGAUUCUUGCCAUGACUAUACUCUGCAUUGGCGCUUUUAUGUCCGUUUAGAUUGUUCCCUGGAAUAAACCUUUUUUCUAUGCACUAUUCAUGAUGGAUUGUUUUAUCUAUCCUCUUGUUCAUCAUCUUUUUCCCCUCCAUGAUGUGGGUCUUUCCAGUGGUUGGUGCUUUUCUCGUCUUUCCAUGUUUUGUUAAUAUGCUGAACUGCAAAGUCCUCAUCUGUUUAUGUGAGAAUUAGAAAUGGAAUGAUUCCAUAAAUGAGAGCAAGUGUUUUUAUAUGCUUAGCGUGCUGCGAGAGGAAACACUACCAAAAUAGUCGCAAGGCAGAACCUUCCCCUACUACUGGUUCCUUGUUCAAGCCUCAACCAGUGCAUGGUUCUAUUAGUUCAAGUUGUUAUCCAGGAAGCGCAGUACGUCUGAAUGCUUUUGACGAGAAGAAGUCUAGCGAAUUUGAGUUUAGACCAGAUCCGGUGUCUAAUAUGGUUUCUGCAGAGCUGGACAAGCAGAGAAUUGAGCCACCUGUACAAUUUCAAGGCCACUGCCUUUCUCAUGCACCAUCUUUAACAAGUGGAGCAGUGGCAUCCUCAAGUGAGCUUAGCCGACCAACACAUCCUCUUCAGACAACACCCGCAGGCUCUGAUAUUCCUGCUGUAUCUGACGUGGAUGAAUCAAACCAGACAUCACAAAAUGAUCAAAAAGGAAAUGCACCACAAAUCUUAGCUGAUGAUGGUUAUAACUGGAGAAAAUAUGGGCAAAAGCACGUCAAAGGAAGUGAAUUUCCACGCAGCUAUUAUAAAUGUACACAUCCUAACUGCGAAGUGAAAAAGCUGUUCGAAAGGUCUCAUGAUGGGCAGAUUACUGAGAUAGUAUACAAGGGUACACAUGAUCAUCCUAAACCUCAACCUAGCCGUCGAAACUCUGGUGGUCUUCUUAUGUCUGCACAAGAAGAAAGACUGGACAAGUUUUCUUCCUUAACUGGCAGAGAUGAGAAGGGAUCCAGCAUGUGCAACAAUAUGUCUCAACCCUUCGAGCAAAAUGGAAAUCCCGAGGUAUCUCCUGUCUCAGCAAGCGAGGAGGGUGGGGAAAUUGCAACUUCUAGGAAUAAUGAUGACCUGGACGGUGAUGAUCCAUUCUCGAAACGGAGGAGGAUCGAUGACUGUAUGGAAAUAACUCCGCUUGUUAAACCAAUUCGGGAGCCUCGUGUUGUUGUUCAAACGUUGAGUGAGGUUGACAUAUUGGAUGACGGGUAUAGAUGGAGGAAGUAUGGGCAGAAAGUCGUAAGGGGCAACCCUAAUCCCAGGAGCUAUUACAAAUGCACAGCGGCCGGAUGCCCGGUGAGAAAGCACGUUGAGAGGGCAUCACAUGAUCCGAAAGCCGUUAUAACAACAUACGAGGGCAAACACAAUCACGACGUGCCCACCGCAAGGUCCAACAACAACAACAACAACAACCACCACCACGACAUCUCGGCUGGACCACCCAGAUUCAGACCCGAGGAACUCGACACGAUCAGCCUCGACCUCGGCGUCGGAAUGGCUUCUGGGUCUGGGCCGCCUGACCACACAUCAUCGGCCAACGAGCAUCAGACACGACAGCUUAACAGUGGAGCUGGUUUCAGGUUCGUUCACGCAACUCCCGUUAACUCGUAUUACGCUGCCUUGAACGGGAACGCGAAUCAGUAUGGUCAGAGGGAAACCACGAGCGAGGCUCAGACAGGUGAAAACUCGGCUUUGAACCAUUCCCCAUACACUUAUGCUCAGAGCAUAGGGAGAAUACAAUCUGGUCCCUAGAAUGGUCGCUAUGCAAUACAUAUAUACACCCAUAUAUAUACAUAUGUGUUAUGAUACUGAGAUAGAGAGAUAUGGUAUUGGAUCCGAUUCAAACCAUCUCCAAUAUUAUUUGCUUUUGUUUUUUUUCUGCUCAAUUGUUUGUAAUUUUUGAAUGUGUUGUAAGAAUACACAAAGAGCUUAGAUGUCUGUACAACAACAAUGGAAUCUACAAAUCUCUGCCUCCUC
This is a messenger RNA of Tarenaya hassleriana, 2069 nucleotides long. Its product is annotated as probable WRKY transcription factor 20. Gene Ontology annotation, molecular function: DNA-binding transcription factor activity; sequence-specific DNA binding. NCBI's taxonomy places the organism in Eukaryota, Viridiplantae, Streptophyta, Magnoliopsida, Brassicales, Cleomaceae. Gene Ontology annotation, biological process: regulation of DNA-templated transcription. The coding region runs from base 312 to 1844 and encodes 510 amino acids. The record is from RefSeq and is a predicted model, not a curated record. The transcript has 7 exons.